AUGGUUGUUGCUAUUUUGCUCACCGCGAAUUACCCCAUUGCGCUUUUCUGGUCUCAAGACAGGUUGGAGCCUCUCAGCAGCAGGGUCAUGUCCAUAACAAUCAUUUGGGAAUGGUUCGGGAGAAUACAAAUGACGUUCGGUGGCUUGCAGGCUUCGGUGGUGGACCUGAAUGUCAUUAAAUCAUGGAUGAGGGGACCUUUGGUUCUUGCGCAAGAUGCGUAG
Messenger RNA from Colletotrichum lupini, 222 nucleotides. RefSeq lists its product as uncharacterized. The transcript is spliced from 5 exons. The coding region runs from base 1 to 222 and encodes 73 amino acids. Lineage: Eukaryota; Fungi; Ascomycota; Sordariomycetes; Glomerellales; Glomerellaceae. The record is from RefSeq and is a predicted model, not a curated record.